Messenger RNA from Colletotrichum godetiae, 435 nucleotides. RefSeq lists its product as uncharacterized. The record is from RefSeq and is a predicted model, not a curated record. Lineage: Eukaryota; Fungi; Ascomycota; Sordariomycetes; Glomerellales; Glomerellaceae. The transcript has 2 exons. The coding region runs from base 1 to 435 and encodes 144 amino acids.
AUGCACCGCCAAUUUGCUCGUUUAGAACAGAUCGACGAGACCUUCUUCUCGGUGCGCUUCAAGCACGGUGCGCACACCAUCUUGAUGUUUGUCGAUGGCCAACAGAAAUUCUCCGAAAUAACCACGUCUCUGCUCGAGGUGCUCCGUGAUCGCUUUCCCGACGGCCUCACAAUCAACCACACCUCCCCCGAGACCACCGCCGUUCCCGAAGGCGACGUACAACUGGCGUUUGCCCUACCUGUCAAUGCUGCCGAUUUGACGCAAGGAUGGAAGAACAUCAAGGUUUCGGAUAACGAUACUCCAGUUGCAAAGGGUUUCAAGGACAAUUGCAUUGUGGCAUUCUCAUUCGACAUGGAUGAGCCCGAGUUCUUGGUCGAUAUUCCAACUCUGGAUGAGGAAAUGGAGGAUGAAGAGGGCAUGGGAUCUGAUGCAUGA